Verticillium nonalfalfae is the source of this 291-nucleotide messenger RNA. RefSeq lists its product as uncharacterized. The transcript has a single exon. The record is from RefSeq and is a predicted model, not a curated record. Lineage: Eukaryota; Fungi; Ascomycota; Sordariomycetes; Glomerellales; Plectosphaerellaceae. The coding region runs from base 1 to 291 and encodes 96 amino acids.
AUGGGAGUAUUAACCCAAGCCGCAUUUGACCCGCCGCCGAAUGUGCAGCAAUCACAGCAGCAGCAGCAGCACGUCAUUGCCGGGUUCCCACAGGUUCAGCCCUUACCGCCACAAGCCUCGUUCGACGUCGUGCCGCCAAUGCAGCCCCAACUGUUCACGCCCCCGACCCCGACUGCUCUGGGCCCGGGAAACGAUGGAUAUGAGGGUGAGCUGCAAAGCUGGUUCGAUGAGUCUGCCCAGGCAGGUGGCUGGGUUGGCAAUGGCGCAGGGAUGGGGAUGGGCUACUACUGA